AAUAACCAUAUCGCAUGUUAACUGCCUUAAGAACACCCUGCCGAUAUUUCCCACCACCGCAUUUGAGCCCCCUAACACCGCGCGCCCAGUCCAACGAGCCUAAUGCCUCGCGAUCCACUGAUCGGGCUUGUUGGCAAGCCCUCAUCCGGGAAAUCCACAACGUUAAACAGUUUGACAGAUGCAUCUUCUAAAGUCGGAAAUUUUCCCUUCACGACCAUCGACCCCCAGCGCGCAAUCGGAUACCUACAAAUAGACUGCGCUUGUCAGCGGCAUAACUUGACCGAGAAAUGCAAACCCAAUUACGGGAGUUGUCACGAAGGUCGGAGGUCGGUUCCAAUCGAAUUACUGGAUGUCGCAGGGCUGGUUCCGGGAGCACACGAGGGCAAAGGACUUGGGAAUAAAUUCUUGGACGAUUUGCGCCAUGCCGAUGCGCUGAUACAUGUGGUCGAUGUGAGCGGCACAACGGAUGCUGAAGGGAAGGCAACUAGGGGGUACGACCCAUCGCAGGACAUCAUUUGGUUAAAAUCAGAGAUUGUAAGAUGGAUUCUUGGAAAUUUGAUGGAGAAAUGGGGUUCUAUAAAGCGUCGCCAUGUCGCAGUAAAAGCGACACCCGUCGAAACAUUGCAAACGCAAUUCUCCGGCUAUGGAGCGACAUCGAAGAUAGUCGCCAGGUGUCUUGAUCGAUUAGACCUUAAAGAGCCCCUACAAGAUUGGUCUGAUGAAACAAUUGCACAGGUUGUCGUCGCAUUCAUAGACGAAAAAUUUCCCACCGUUUUGGCAUUGAACAAAAUCGAUCAUCCAGACGCUGAUAAGAAUAUAAACAAGAUUGCAAAAGUGCAAGAUCCCCAAUCCAUUGUCCUAUGCUCCGCAAUAUCAGAAGUAUUCCUUCGUAAGCUCGCAAAGCAGGGAUACGUCAAGUAUGUGGAAGGUAGUGAGUUCGUCGACACAAGAGAAGAUCUAAUAGAGAUGGGCGAUCCCGACGGUGGUGGCCUCAAGGAAAUGGAUGACAAGCUCAAAAACCGAGUUGAAAACCUGAAGGGUCUUGUUCUAUAUCGAUUCGGGUCUACAGGUGUCGUUCAGGUGCUCUCUCGUGCUGCAGAGCUCCUUGGGCUUGUGCCCGUAUUUCCGGUGCGGAAUAUUCACAAUUUCACUUCCGGUUCAGGGGGUGGAAACGCCGUCUUCAGAGACUGUGUUCUAGUCAAGAAAAAUAGUACCGUCGCAGACGUGGCCCGGAAGGUGAUGGGCGAUGCACCCAUAGCCUACGUUGAAGGAGUUGGUGGUAUAAGAGUCUCGGAAGAUGAGGUGGUCUCAGUUGGGAAACAUGAUAUUCUCUCAUUCAAAGUCGGUAGAUGAUACAGGAUAUAUCAAUAGAACAUAUUCACAUGUUAA
Molecule: messenger RNA, 1389 nt
Organism: Coccidioides immitis RS
Lineage: Eukaryota; Fungi; Ascomycota; Eurotiomycetes; Onygenales; Onygenaceae
Product: GTP-binding protein
Exons: 11
Coding region: 103-1353 (416 amino acids)
Cellular component (GO): cytoplasm
Molecular function (GO): ATP hydrolysis activity; GTP binding
Source: RefSeq, a predicted model, not a curated record